UGGUAUAUAAAGUGAUUGAGUGAUCAUUCCUUUAUUUCAGUUUGGAUAUCAAAACAAAAUGAACUUCUUCGGCGUGCUGUUCCUUUCCGUAAUUUAUUUGGCACAGAAUGCCUAUGGACAAUGCCUUGGACCCGCUGGAACAUUCCCUAAUGGAUAUGGUGUAGGAUAUGGACCUGGAAUCGGCAUUGGACCUGGUAUCGGUCCCGGUUUCGUAGGACCAGCGGGCUUUGCUCCUGGUUAUCCAGGAAUCGCUCCAGCUCUUGAAGUGCCUUUGGCUGUUGGUGGUUAUGGCGGCUCUGGUGUUGGUGACGUUGCCGUUGCUGGUGAAAUGCCAGUCGUUGGUACUACACAGGUUGCUGGACAAGUGCCGAUCCUCGGUGCUGUGCGGUUCGCUGGUGAUCUACCAGCUAUCGGUACUGUUAGCAUUGCUGGUAGUUGCGGCUGUGGUUGUGGAGCACCAGCAUAUUACUACUAAUAAACAUUUUCCAGUUUCUGAAUCACUGUCAAAGUAAGACUUACUAUAAAAUAUUGUACACUCAUUGGUCGCCCAUUACGUCAACAGUAGACAUCGACCAAUCACAGUUUAGAUUAAAGUAAAUUUGACAUACGUCAUCAUUACAAAACUGGUGAUAAGAAUUGUAAUUUAUAUUUGUAAUAAAAUAAUUAGUUCAUAUAGUGUUACCAAUAUAAAGUAUUUUCUAUAAAA
Vanessa atalanta (red admiral) is the source of this 706-nucleotide messenger RNA. Its product is annotated as chorion class CA protein ERA.1-like. Gene Ontology annotation, biological process: chorion-containing eggshell formation; multicellular organism development. The record is from RefSeq and is a predicted model, not a curated record. The coding region runs from base 59 to 475 and encodes 138 amino acids. NCBI's taxonomy places the organism in Eukaryota, Metazoa, Arthropoda, Insecta, Lepidoptera, Nymphalidae. Gene Ontology annotation, cellular component: egg chorion. The transcript has 2 exons. Gene Ontology annotation, molecular function: structural constituent of egg chorion.